Molecule: messenger RNA, 477 nt
Organism: Penicillium alfredii
Lineage: Eukaryota; Fungi; Ascomycota; Eurotiomycetes; Eurotiales; Aspergillaceae
Exons: 2
Coding region: 1-477 (158 amino acids)
Source: RefSeq, a predicted model, not a curated record
AUGCGCUUGUCGACGGUGAUGGUCCUGUGUUGGACCUUACUCAUGGGCGCUUCUGCAAUGCAGGUUGUGAUUCCGGGUCCUUGUAACGAGACAUGCAACGGAUCCGAGCGAACCUUCACUCACGACGUAGUCUGCGGUGAUGCAGACUUCAACAACACCGGCCAGGGCAGAAAAUACCGCGACUGUGUGAUGUGCGAACACCAAAGCUCGUCAUACCUGAAUCCAUACGCCACCGACCUGUAUUGGUUUUUGUCUUGCAGCAAAAGCUGCGAUCCGUUGCACGCUCCUUUGACCGCGCGCUGGAUCCGAGGGAAACAUGACUUCGCCAAGCAGUACGAUUAUUGCAAUUGGAACGCGAGUGCCCUCAUCGGGUAUGGCAGCGGAUGCGCCGAUUGUCUAGAGAAGCAGGAUACCACCAAAGUAAUGGCCAACUGUAUGCCCCAUCGUACCCUCCUCAAUAUUUUCCUCUUGAGCUGA